AUGGGGUCCAACAUGGUGCCCAACACUGGGAGUACAGCCAGGGAUUUCUGUAUGCUCGAGCGCAACAUAUUGUCGCACUUCAAACUGGCCCUCCUGUUGUCUCUCAUGUCCUCGUCUUUUCUUCUUCAUGUCCGCCUUGUCCCUGUAGAACACGAAUCAAAGGGUGGAGUUCCUCUGGCGUCCGUCGAGUUUGCGGCUGCAAUGCUUGCAAUAGUCGCAGGAAUCUGGGAGUAUUACAGUGGUUAUGCUGAUCUGCGACAAACGAGGGCUUUCCUGGCAGCAACAAAGCCUCAUCUAAUCCUGAUGAGCGUCGUAGCUGGGGUUGUAUUUGGAACUUGCAUCGUGCUUGUUGUUCAAGAUCAAUGA
Messenger RNA from Psilocybe cubensis, 366 nucleotides. RefSeq lists its product as uncharacterized. The coding region runs from base 1 to 366 and encodes 121 amino acids. The transcript has 2 exons. The record is from RefSeq and is a predicted model, not a curated record. Lineage: Eukaryota; Fungi; Basidiomycota; Agaricomycetes; Agaricales; Agrocybaceae.